Molecule: messenger RNA, 633 nt
Organism: Paramecium tetraurelia
Lineage: Eukaryota; Ciliophora; Oligohymenophorea; Peniculida; Parameciidae
Exons: 2
Source: RefSeq, a predicted model, not a curated record
AUGGAAAAUUCUGCACUCAUCAUCGUUGAUGUUUAAAAUGAUUUUUGUGAAGGAGGAUCACUUUCUGUGCAAAAUGCCUCUAAGAUCAUUCCUUAGAUAAACAAAGUUAGAAAACACUUCAAAAACGUGAUUUUCACCUAAGAUUGGCACCCUAAGAAUCAUAUUUCUUUCAAAACCAAUCACCCUAAUUAUAAAUAACUGUCUUAGCUCGAAUAAUUGAAUCUUUGGCCAGUUCAUUGUGUCCAAAAUUCUUAUGGAGCCUAAUUACACAAAGACAUUCAAAUCAGAAAUGGGGAUCACUUUAUACUUAAAGGCAAAAACUCAAAGUACGAUAGCUAUAGUGGAUUUGGAUGCAAAGAAGAUAAGACUAAUUUACAUGAAAUUCUUAAAACCUUAAAAGUGAACACUAUAUAUGUUGGAGGAUUAUCAUUUGACUAUUGUGUUCUGUUCACAGCCUUGGAUGCCAUCAAAUUAGGAUACAAAGUAAAUGUCUUAAGAGAUUGCACUUAAGCAAUCGACCCAGAAAAUGCGAAAACUAAAAUGGACUCUUAUUUUCAGGAAAUCCGUCGUUAAGACAGCUCAAUUUUAGAAAAUUCCUUACAAAUUUUAACUUCAUAUGAAGUAGAAGAAUGA